Toxoplasma gondii ME49 is the source of this 5989-nucleotide messenger RNA. RefSeq lists its product as hypothetical. NCBI's taxonomy places the organism in Eukaryota, Apicomplexa, Conoidasida, Eucoccidiorida, Sarcocystidae. The transcript has 6 exons. The coding region runs from base 592 to 5025 and encodes 1477 amino acids. The record is from RefSeq and is a predicted model, not a curated record.
GAGAUAUAUUUUUUAUAUGUAGAUGUGAAUAGGUUAUGUAUGUGUAUAUAUGCAUGAGUCUGUGUCGAAGUAUAGAUACGCGAGCGCGUAUCUGCGCAUGUAGAAGAGUGCAGUCUACGCCUCUGUUUGAAGCGCUUUGCUUGUCGAAACCUGCAACGCGCCUCGCUGUGUUCACUCUAUGAAGCUGGUUCUUCGGUGGCAGCGAUGCCGCGCCCUUCGCAAAAAUGACGCGGAUAUGUUCUUGUGUCUCCGUCUCUCUUGGUGAGUGGUAUGUUUGCAUGUACGCAAACUUGUCCUGACUCCUCGGUGUCGCUUCUCAGGAACUCUCUUGUUUUUUCGAGGUUUCCCGCUGUGGAGGAGUUCGAACGAGCCUCGUUUCUCGGAAGGAAAGGAGGCGCUAGCUGCGAAGUCACCUCAACGCGGCGGCGGCGACUUCUCUGCAGAGACAGCGAUCGAUGAAGAAACUCCUUUUCAGAGGACAAGGCUCGACUAAGUCCUCUGGAGAAGAAGCAAACCCACUCCGUGUCUGUUUUUCCCUUAACUCUUUAAAACGUUCUCCCUCUCAUCCUCAAAAAGCCUUGCGAGGCGUGCAUGCGCGGCGUCCCUCCGCACUCUCUUUUCUUCCUCUCUCUGCUUCGUUCUCUUCUUCCUCUUUUUCUCUCUUUCCUUCCUCGCGUCGGAGCUCCAACUCGACAGCGAAAAGAGAGCGCUGAAGGCAAGAAGCUCUACGCAGAACAUCUGCGAAAGCGCUCCAGAAGCAGGAGACAAAUGGAGGAGUAUGGCUGGGAGUGUCGCCUUCCAGCUCGGUCGGCUGCGGCCUCGGUUCCACGACGGCUGCCCGAGAAGCAGAAAGACGACAGCGAACAGACGAGAACGGGUGCAGGUCGAGGCCGCGAGAGAAGGACUGCGGUCGUCUGUGGGACAGAGGCGACGAGGAAGCGAGAGAGGGGGAAGCAGCUCCCCUCGGAGGAAGAGGAGGUCGAAGCGGUCGGAGAGGACAUGAACUUGCUUCUCUGUUCCUGUGAAGAAGGGCAGGUGGCGAGCAUCAGAGCUGCAAGCAAAGGACCGGGGAGAAAGAGGGGACAGGCGACAGGAGAAGACGAGAGACGCUUGUUGCGAACGCCUCUCUGUCGCGCCCUCAGUGCCCUCAGACAACUGCCUGACUUCGUCGACCCGACCUUCUUUGCCCUCUCUUCUCCAAGCAACCAAGAGGCAGACCGAGGUCGGACGCGAGACCAAAAAGAUCCAGCAGAGAACGGCGAGAGAGCAGAGAACGGCGAGAGAGCAGAGAACGGCGAGAGAGCAGAGAACGGAGAGAGAGCAGAGAAUGGCGAGAGAGCAGAGAACGGAAAGAUACGAGGACAAGAAGGCCUUUCACUUAAGAGAUACUCAAAGAAACGAAGACUUCCAGGGGAAGACGCGACCGCCUCGCCAAAUGCAGAAGUUGAGUCAGAAGCGACCGACGUGAGGUGUGGCGGCGAAGCUCCGCAAGGUUGGGAGCGAAGGAAACGAACGGAGGGCGAUCAAGAACAAGAGAGUGCAGAAGGAGAACAAGUACGAGACCAUGAGAGAGAACAGGGAGAAGGAUUUCGUCGCGAGGCGUCGGUCUCUGUCCGAGACAAGACGAUUGAAGCUCUGCACGCGCUCCUGCCCGCGACUGCCGCCUCGCUGCUAUGCCGCUUCUGCUCGUCUGUCUCUUCUUCUCUUCCUUCUGGCGCGUUCGCACCUUCUCCAGACGGGAAGGAAGAAGGAAGAAGCGAGGGAGAAGAAAGGUCAACGGACAGAUUUGAGGGGGAGUUUUUGGAUGAAGCACAGCUGCGCCUCGCGCUGGAGAGAGAAGCCAGGACGACCGAGGCGGAGGGGGCGUUCGCUCGGGAACGACUUUUGAGGUCUCUCCUCAGAAGCGAUGAGAUGCCCGUGGUGUUGAAGAGACACUGCAGCGACGCCUCUCUCUCUGCGUCCGUCGGCGGCAGACCAGGACCUCGAAGAAAGCCGCGAGGAGAGAAGACGCAGGCGCCGAAAGAAGAGGAGACGAAGUACUCUUUCUGCUCCGUGAAACCUCUCGAAAGCGCUGCUCCGGCGCCUGUCUCUUUUCCUGCGUUCUCGUCUUCUUCGAACUCCGUUUCCGCGUCCCCUGCAGAGAGAGACGGGUGCUGUGCAGGCGAGGCGCAGCCGUGGAAGGACUGCUUCCUCAACGCAGGCAGCAGUGUAUGGACACUCGCCGUCUCGGAGGAGUUGCCGGGAGGCUGCGGGAUGCGCCAGAGACCCGCAGGAAGGCCUCUGGGAGACCCCCUGGUCCGGCGACGCAGCGACGGAAGUCGCUCGCCUUCGUCGUCUGCGUCUGCCGCAGAUGCGCCGCGCCGCGCUCGAGAAACGACGAGGGUGCCUCUACGCCGGGGAGCACCGGACUGCGGGGCGAACCAGGAAACGCGGUCAGAAGCGAGAGAACGAGAAGGAGAACAAGAAGGUUUCGUUGUGUUGGCAGUGGGAGUGCAUGGCCGUCAGUCAUUGCUGUCAUGUUUGGGAGGACUGCGCGUGAGCGAGGGAGACGACGGAAAGGCUUUUCCGACAGCAUAUGGGAGGUCGGAAUUAGAUGCAUGCGGCGCGGAGGCAGAGAGCCCCAGAGGGCCUGCAGACGUUUCCGGCCGUCUGCCGCCGAGUUGCCGCUCUUGGACGGAGACGACCGUCUCCGAGGAUGCUGCUUCUCGCGCUUCAGAGUCGAAAGAAGACUGUGUACACAUGCUGCAUGCGCACGAACGGCAGGAGAGAGGGUCUGAGAGAGACGCGAAGCUCGGCGCGCUUCAGUUGUGGCGCAUUUCGAGUGACGCGCGCAAGCGUCCUCGCUUCGCCAUGGGGAUUCUGCAUGCGGGCGGCGCCUGCCGGUCGCUCGAGUGGUUGCCAGCUUCGGCGCUGGACUUGCGUUCGACCUCGGAAGACUCUUGUCCGUAUUUGUCGGAGACUCAGAAGGAAACUCUGAAGACGACAUCCUCGCAGCGACAGGAAGACGACGCAGAAGAAAGAGCGAGAACAGAAGAAGAAAACGGAGAGGAGAGAGAAGGGAACGCGUUCACCGGCGACACUCUCUUCGCCUCCCGCGUUGGUCUCCUUGCUGCCACCUUCGCCGAUGACUCACUCCGCAUCUGGUCCAUCCCUCUGGCCCCGUUCCUUGAAGAAGACGAGACAGAAGAGGAACGAGAAGAAAGCGAAGAAGGGAUUGAGGAAGGAGUUGAAGGAAAUCAAAGGAUAACGCAAGAGACUGGCAGCCAGCCUGGAAGCUUUCGGUGUCUGCGGAGGAAGGAGGGGGCUCGAGGCUGCUGCGGCUUCCCUUCUGCUUUUUCAGAGGGCGCAACAAGGUGCGUUUUUCUGCCUCCAGUCUGGACCUUCCGGUGCGCUUCUCCGCAGGCGACCUCGUCUCCCUUCUUCUGCGUGGCGGGGGCGCCUCCGCCUCUUCCUGCUGUCGUUUUAUCUCGCUCAGACCCAUCGCUCGUGUACGAUCAAGCGCCUCUCCAGCUCGCAGUCGGCAGUGAUGCCGGUCGCCUUUUCCUCUUUUCUUUCUCCAUGCCGCAGACCCAGCAACUUCAACGACCUUCCAACUCGUCUCCAGUCGUCUCCACCUACUCCUCUUCUUCUGCAUGCUCUGCUUCGCCUUCUCGGUCUUCUUCUUCCCUCUCUUCUUCUUCUCACUCUUCUCUCUCUUCUCCUCCCCUCUACUCGUCGUCAGGUGUCGCGCGCCCGGAGUGCGUUUGGUCGGCUGUCUCGACAGCGGGGCCCUCAGCCCACGUGCGAAGUUGCGCAUUUCUGCCUUCUGCCGACUCCAGUCUGGUCGCGAUCUCCGCAGCUGCUGGCGGAGACGACAGCAGCAGCAACAACAGCGUCUUGUUUCUCGACCUUCGGUUCGCGGCGCCCGGAGUCUCUGCCGACGCCUCGCCGGCGCUCCCGCCCCUGGAGGGAAAGAGUGGUUGCGUCAGCUGCAGAGAAAUCUUCGACCUUGCUUGGGGGCCUGUCGGCCGAUUCGCGACUGCCGCUGCCACAAACGCGGUGAUCAUCAACUUGCAGCGGCCUCAGGUGACGCAGCUCACUCUGAAACAGAUUCUUUCUCUGUUUCCGGCUUCUCAUCAAUUCUCGUCUCGAGCCAAAGCCGGGGGACGAGGAGGAAAGACUUGCAGAGAAGGCAAGGAAUCUGCUUUGAGUGCUCAGGAGGCAGUCGACCGCUGCUGCUGGAGCACCUGCAUGUGCGGCCACUUGGGUCUCUUCGUCUUCGACGACGGAAGUUUCCUUGCGGGGAGUUUGAGUCUUCUGGAGCAGCGAGUAUGGCAGUCGGCUGAACUCGUCCGGUGGACGUUUCCGGGUCUCGGCGAGCGCCGUCUGGUGUACUCCCACCGGAACGCUUCGCGGGUGCGAGAGGCCUCGUCGACCCCAGGUGCUUCGUGGACGUCUCGGGAAGGUGACCCGCCAACUCGGGCGCCGAAAACGAAAGGAUGCCUUUCCUCUGAAGGCGCGCGUGUCUCUCCUUUUUCUUGGUCCGUGGAAAAUGAGGCGCAUCAGUUCGACACAGAGCCGCUGUCGCCUCUGGGGGAUGGCCUACACGGCGCUCUCUUCCGCAGUCUCCACCGGCGAGUUGCCGCGAGGUUCGCGCAGCAGCAAGAGAGACAAGUGCAGCAGUUGGCGCGCCACGGCCUCCUCGUCCAAGUCUUCGGGGAAGAGGAACCGACGGCGUUUGCUGAAGGAAACCAAGACGAGGCGCAGAUGCUGCCGCAUGCAACUCCCCGCAGCCGGCAGGGGGUGAACCACGCCGAAAGAAAGGAGCAGCGGGCACAGGCAGAGCAGAACGACCCCAAUGGAGAGGAGGUCUGCGACGAAGGAGAGGCGCAAAAGAGUCCGUGGAGACCGGAAGAUGACCGGAUUCUCGCCCUUCAUCGGAUUGUCAGCGUCUGUCCGUUUCGGAAUCAGCGGUACUUUGGGCAUCGUCCUUUGGCCAUUUAUGGCGGAGCAGCGGGAAUUAUUCAUCUGCGGGUCCUACGCUAAACGACGGGCGCGGGGAAAAAUCCGGAGCCUCGCAAAACGGAUGCGAAAUCUCUUAGACUUAACGGGGUUCAUCUUCAUACAAAAGGACUUUCAAAUUGAUGCACCUACCCAGAUACCUCAGCAUCAGUCAAAGGUGUCGCGAAAACCACUGCGUGUCGCACCUGAGUGCUAUGUUUUAGUGUGGUUUGCGGUGUUGAAGGACCAAGCUGCAGUACGCUUAGAGGUUACUCUGGAUGCAUUCGAAUGUUGCCGGUACUGCAGACCAUGGGAGCGAAGAUAACAUGUAGAAAUGUACCUCCGUCCAUGGAAACCUGGAGAGCUUUCACGGAUUGUACUCAUGAAACUUGACGAGUUGACGUAGCCAACGUAUUUGGUGUCUCUACUUGGGUGUGAUCGGUACGCUAGCGUGUGACGGUCUGGCUUCAGAGGACGCCUGCUUCGCUAGAAAUCUUUCGAUUUCUACGGCAUCCCCGUUUUGCCGUUUUCUCUUCCUCAAGGUCGCUUGCGCCUUCUCAGGGUGGAGCCUGAAAACUUAAAUGUCAUUUUUCGUUGCGAGAAUCUCCAAGAACCGCACGCGGGGGGUUGGGGCGUUGUGGCAGUCCUCGCGUUUAGGACCAGUCUUCACGACACUCCAAGGGGAAGGGUUUAAGAUGUUCCACUUUCGAUUUUUUGUAUGUGGCAGGAGUCGACAGAGAACGCGCGGGCCGAGUUGUUUUUGCUAGACGGCAGUGCUUGUCUUUUCCCUACUUCGCGCAUGCGCUCCACAGUCCAAACCUCGGCCUUGUCUUUCAGGUUGCUGUACUUUUUCCCGCUAUCCAAGCAUGACUGAUGCAGCGUAAUUGACCUUCGCUUUUCCAGGGGAUUUUUUCUGUCUUGGUGAACGACGUUUCUUCUGAACCACAGCGUUUCGUGCUAUCUGGUUCUAAGCAGUGAAUACCGACCUGGGAUGGGACACCGCAGAGCC